Messenger RNA from Kalmanozyma brasiliensis GHG001, 4182 nucleotides. RefSeq names its product RNA-dependent RNA polymerase, eukaryotic-type. NCBI's taxonomy places the organism in Eukaryota, Fungi, Basidiomycota, Ustilaginomycetes, Ustilaginales. The record is from RefSeq and is a predicted model, not a curated record. The transcript has a single exon. The coding region runs from base 1 to 4182 and encodes 1393 amino acids. Gene Ontology annotation, biological process: siRNA processing. Gene Ontology annotation, molecular function: RNA-directed RNA polymerase activity. Gene Ontology annotation, cellular component: nuclear RNA-directed RNA polymerase complex.
AUGCCGUUGCCCGCACCGGCGAAGAAGAUCGCCAAGGCGGUCCACCAGCCGGCUUCAUCAUCAAAAUCGUCGUCCGUCCUUGGCUCUCUCUUCCGCUCGCAGGACGAUAAUGGAAAAGGAGAGCUCAUUGAUCUGACGACAUGCGAUUCGGACACCGAGGAAGACUCCUUCCACUCCACGACGGGCUCGGAUCUCUACGACACGCCCGAAUCGUCCAACAGCACGGAUCGCUCGUCUCAAACGCCAGAUGUAUCCACGCCCUACUCAAACCCCGCAAAAUCAGCCUCGCUCGCCAAAGAAGGACCCACCUGGGCCCUCUUUCGCCAAGACCACGCAGACGACGGCUUGCAGGAUCGCAUCUUUUUACCCAUUCCAUUAGUGCAGCCAAACCCGGCUAUCAAGCCCGAGCCGCACGACGACGACGACGACCUCGAGGAGCCCGAAGAAGCCGUCUUCGAGCUGCAGGUAGAAGAUGUGAUCCCAGAGGCCCACGAUGAGCUGCCGACGCUGGAUGAGGAGCCCCCGGCGGUCAUCGAGGAGCCACUGGUCGCCGACGAUCUUUCGACAGGAUGCGGAACGCUGCCGAACGUAGCAGAGGAGGUGCCGGAAGCAAGAGAGGAGGUGUCGGAAGCAAGAGAGGAGGUGUUGGAAGCAAGAGAGGAGGUGACGGAAGCAAGAGAGGAGGUGCCGGAAGCAAGAGAGGAGGCACAUCAGCCAGAGCAGAGGAUGCCAGACACAGUCUUCGCAAAGGUACAAGUAGUCGAGCCGCCCUCCUCCGACAAAGCGGACUCAGCCGAAAUCGCCCAAGUCACCCCUCGCAAACGAUCUCUGCACACGGCCCCCUUCAUGGUCGUCGAGAGCCAUAUGCGCGUCAAGAUUAUGCAAAAGCAGAAAGACGGUCGUCUCGCUGUUCCAUGGGGUGUUCAGUACUACCUCGCUUCGCUUGCAUCGCUCGACUACGUUAGCCUGGACGAGCUCAACCCAGCGAAGGGAACCGACGCUCUCCGCUCGAACUCCAACCUUGCAUCGAUCCGUGCUCUCUUCGAUCCGGCCAACCAGCAGCUGCUUUGGGAAUCCCACAACGACAUGGUCAUCACAGCUCGCCGCGCCACCGAUCGCGAACUCAGCGUGUACGAGGAGCUGGACAGAGAGAGCGAGAUCCUCGCCGACGAUCCACUCAACGGCGUCAUCGGCCCACCCGGCGAGGAGAUGCGAUCCUACGGCGGUCGAGUCAUCUUCGAAGGGCGUCUCAUCUGCACUCAGGUAGACGAGAAGACACGCGGCGGCAAGAACAGCAAGCACCGUCGCAUCAGCGUCCAGCUCUUUCCACCCAAGCUGGGCGGCUCUUGCCGCUUCUCACGACGAUUCGGUAGCGAAAGCAUCGUGCGGCUCAAGAUGGAUCCGGCCAUGGCCAAGGACGCGCGGCGCUUUCCGAAUCAUCCAAAGCAUCAAGAGAUCCAGCAGGAGAUCCUGCACCUCUUCCAGCGACCUAUUCAAAUCCUCGGCCGCUACUAUCGUCCCUUUUUCUGCAAAGAAGAGACCAUCUUUUACCUCUGGGUCGACUCGGUGCACGUUUGCUCCGAUCGACCCAAGCUCAACUGUAUCUGGGACCUCGUCGAUCACCACGGCCCCUUUGCCGAGAACAGCGGCUCGCAGCUGGGCAAAUACAUCCAGCGCAUGCAGCUCGGCCUCUCGACUUCGCUACCAGCGUCUAUCAUCGACACGAUCACCUACAUUCCCGAUAUCUUCGGCGAUCCGGAUCCUGUCACGGGUAAGCCGCAAGAGAUGACGGACGGUGCCGGCAUCGCAUCGCUCGCAGUCUUCAAGGACAUAACCAAGCAUCUCGGCUACGGCUCGAUCCCCGCCGCCUUCCAAGGCCGAAUCGCUGGCGCAAAGGGCGUAUGGACUCUCGACCCCGCCGCCGGAGUCGCUCUUCAUGGCGACGAAGCAAAGCGCUGGGUUCAAGUUCGCGACUCGCAGAAAAAGUUGCAGUACCCUGCCGACAAGCCGCUCGACCUGAGUCAGACCGUCGUCGAUUUGCUCGGGCCCUCCCGCACCUUUGCUCCCUCGACUCUGUCGCGGCAGAUCAUCCUCGUCAUGCAGAGUAACGGGGUGCCCAUCGACACGUUUGCGGACAUGCAGCGCUCGCAGUUGCAAGCAAUCGCCAACGAAAUCUCGAACUGGGAAGAGAAGGAUCUGGACACGGAUCGAAUGCGCUUGCUCACGGUCGUCGACCGAUACUGCAAGGUGGAGGCCACCAAGGCAAAGCGGAGCACACAGGCAGCCGAGCAUCGCGCUCAGGGCAUGGCCAAUGAGAUCCGCGGCGACAGCACCACCGACCGGGAUCCCUAUCUCGGCGACGACGAUCGCGAAAUUUUCUUUGGCCCCGACGGCCGUCACCGUUGGAACGGCAUGCCUGUCUCGAAGCACGAGCGAGCUUACGACAUGCUUCUACAAGGCUUCCAUCCCGUCCGAUGCGGAUACUUGGCCGACCUCUUGCUCGACGUCGCCGACUUGGCGAUGCGCAAACUCAUCAAGAAGUUUGCCAUUCCCGUGUCACGCAGUGCGGAAGCGAUCGUUAUUCCCGACCCCACCGGUACCCUGGAGGAGGACGAGAUGCAGUUCAACUUUAGCGGUGAUGGUGUCCAGGACCCGGAGGACUCCCUUUGGCGCCACCACGUUCCGGAAGGAGACGUGCUGGUCACUCGCCAUCCGUGUUUGCUGCCGACCGACGUCCGCAAGGUUCGAGCCGUCUUCCGACGCGAGCUCGCCAUGUACAAGGACGUGGUCGUCUUUUCGACCAAAGGACAGCGACCGCUCGCCUCGCUACUCAGUGGUGGCGACUACGACGGCGACCUGAUCCGCGUGUUUUGGGAGCCGAAGCUGGUCGAGCCUUUCGAGAACGCCGAUGUGCGCUACGCCGACUGCCCUUUCCCGAUCGAGGACGUCUUUGAGCGAUCCGAUAGGACGGUGGCCGAGUUUGUCGCGGAGCAUGCCGACAAAGGGAUCGACGAGCGGGAUCGCGCGCUGAUCAAGGAGCUCGUCGCGGGUGCAUUCCAACCUGCUGUGCAAGGCCUCUACGGAGCGAUGCACCUGUACGCGGCGUGGCAAUUUGGUACACACAGUAAAGAGUCGGUGGACCUGGCACAUAAGUUCUGCCAGUGCAUGGAUAGCGCCAAGACGGGUCUGUCGAUCAAUCCGAGGAUCCGUAUGCAAGACUCCAAGAACUACCUCGGCGAUCUACCCGAGUGGGGCUACGAUGCCGUGGACGAAUCGGACCCAAAGGACUGGUUCGCCUUGGAGGAUCGCCACAAGAAUGUCGGCACGGUCAAGAACCAGCAGAAGCCCGACUCGGUGCUGUGCCGGUUGUGGGAAGAAGGCAAGAUCGAGGUAGGGCUGUUGAAAGCGCGGAUGCUCAAGCAAGUAGAAGGGCUGCGAGGCGUCGAAGACCAGGACAUCACACGCGCAUGGAGCCAGGCGUCGAGCCUGCGUUGCAUCCCAGAGGACGUGCUUAAGGCUAUUCGAACGCACGUCAGCAUCGUGGAACAGAGCUACGCGCAGACGAACGCACGAACCCGCCGCGAGAUCGAGAGUCGCUCCCGCGAGGCACGCAAGGGUGCAACGGCGGCCAAGAGCAAGAGCAAGAAGGAGGAGCGACAAUUGGGCAGCGUGCCGCUGCGAAGGGUACGCUCGGAGGCAGCAAGCUCUGUGGUCAUGGACCGACUCGAGACCACCGACGGACAACGAGCUGGCGGCAACAGUGGAGCCGUCGACGAUCUCAACAGAGAUGAUCUAUUGAACCGGCUCGACGGCACGAUCGAAGUGCCGGUCACUCUAGGCUCGGCGAGCGAGGUGGCAGCUCGGUUCUGCCAAUGGCCCAAGGGUAUCGUCAAGGAGCACAUGAGCAAGAUGAGCGACGAGCAGAUCGAGUACCUUGAGAAGUUGCGCGCAUCGUACGCCUACUCAAUCACCUAUUGCCACAAGCCGCGAUUCGCAUUCGAGAUGGCGUGGGAAUGGAUCAUGGACUUGAAGGCGAAGGCGACGGGCAAGAAGCAAGCGCACGGCUCUGGUAGAGUCUCUUUGCCGACCGCGAGCUACGAUCUGCUGGCAGCUCGUACCAGAAUCAUCAAGCGCAACGUCGAAAUGCUGCAAGGUCGAGGUGUCGAGAUCGAUCAUCCAUGA